CUAGGAAUGAGGACUGACACAUCUGCCACAUUUGCAAGGAAGGAACAGUUUCUGCUGAAAAACAUUCGUCAAGACGCUUGUCCGUAGCCCUUAACAUGAUUCACAGCCUGUUCCUGAUAAACAAUGUUGGCGAUAUAUUCCUGGAGAAACACUGGAAGAGUGUCAUAAGUCGCUCCAUCUGCGAUUAUUUUUUUGAAGCACGAGAGAAGGCGGUGGAACCUGACAAUGUGCCUCCUGUGAUCCGCACCCCUCAUCAUUAUCUCAUAAACAUCUACCGCGAGAAGAUCUUCUUUGUCUCCGUCAUUCAAACUGAAGUGCCUCCUCUCUUUGUAAUAGAAUUUCUGCAUAGAGUUGCAGAUACAUUUCAGGAUUAUUUUGGAGAAUGUUCUGAGACCACAAUCAAGGAUAAUGUGGUGAUAGUCUAUGAGCUCCUGGAGGAAAUGCUGGAUAACGGCUUCCCUCUUGCUACAGAAUCCAACAUUUUGAAAGAACUUAUCAGACCUCCUACAAUCUUGCGGUCUAUGGUCAACACCAUCACAGGCAGUAGCAAUGUUGGGGAGACCCUUCCUAGUGGUCAGCUCUCCACUAUCCCAUGGAGAAGAGCUGGAGUGAAGUACACUAAUAAUGAAGCUUACUUUGAUGUGGUGGAAGAAAUUGAUGCCAUCCUGGAUAAGUCUGGAACUACAGUUUUAGCAGAAAUCCAGGGAGUGAUUGAUGCUUGUGUCAAGCUCACUGGAAUGCCAGACCUUACACUCUCAUUCAUGAACCCUAGACUCCUGGACGAUGUGAGCUUUCAUCCAUGUGUCCGUUACAAGAGAUGGGAAAGUGAGAGGGUGAUCUCCUUUAUUCCUCCAGAUGGAAACUUUCAACUCAUGUCAUAUCAUGUCAGUGCUCAAAACCUGGUAGCAAUCCCAGUAUAUGUGAAGCAGAACAUCAGUUUCUUUGAGACUGGAUCUUCAGGUAGACUGGAUAUCACUGUGGGUCCGAAGCAGACCAUGGGAAAGACUGUGGAGUGUGUGGUAGUGACCGUACACAUGCCUAAAGUGGUUCUCAGUGCCAACCUCAAUGCAACUCAGGGAACCUACAACUAUGACCCUGUCACAAAGAUUUUGGUGUGGAACAUUGGAAAACUUAACCCUCAGAAGCUUCCAAAUCUGAAAGGAAGUCUCAGUGUACAGUCUGGAGCUCCUAAACCAGAGGAGAACCCAAGCCUGAACAUUGACCUUAAAAUCCAACAAUUAGCCAUCUCAGGAUUGAAAGUGAAUCGACUUGAUAUGUACGGAGAGAAAUAUAAACCAUUCAAGGGUGUGAAAUAUGUGACCAAAGCUGGGAAGUUCCAGGUCAGAACGUGAGGUUGGCUACAGAUGAUACAAAGGAUGAUAUGCCAAAAUAUUAUUAGAGGUGCCAAUUUGUAAGUGACAAAUCAUACAGGAUAGCAGCCUUGUACACAUCUCCCUUAUUUUAAAACAUUGAAGUUACAUUUGUCAUUGUACUAUUUAUUUUUCUUUGAUUUGUGGGUAGAAACUGGGAAUUUGCAAGAAGUCUUUCUAUUUGAGAGUAUUUCCUUUGGGAACAUUUAUCUUCAGAUAAAUAACAUUCCAUUGAUGUAUUAAAACUGUGUAAUGUUACAUUUAAUGUUAACACUUUACAAUAAGGUUAUACACGUUGUAUACAUUAGUUAGCUCAGUAGAUAAAUGAUGAACCAUGAAGAAUAAUUUUACAGUGCUUAUUAAUCUUGAUUAAUGUUAAUUUCUACAUAUUCGAAUACACAUUAUUCACAGUUGAAUAUGUUAAGAUAUCAUGAACUAACAUGAAAUAACAAUGAACAAUUAUAUAUUUAUAAAUUAACCUGUUGUAAAAAAGUCUUGUUUUGAUUAUUGUAAUUCAUAAUAUCUAUUACAUUAACUAAUGUUAACGAUUAAAACCUUAUUGUAAAGUGCAGUUGAUGUAAUGCAUAGUACAUCUCUGCCAGGAAUGCUCUGCUUUAGCCAUUAUAAAGGGAUAUUUUCUUUUUUUUACACCAGUGACAAAUUUUUAGCACAGAAUACAUCUGUUCUUGUCAGUGAAAUAUGACAAUGAGUAUUAUAAAACAAGACUGGGGUUUCAUAUUACUGUAUUGAUGUAGUACUGCACAUCAGAUUGUAUCACUUACUCCUAUACGGUCUUUGAUACUGGUAUAAUAUAAUACUUAAAUUCUGCAUGUAGAGAUAGAUUUCCUUUUUUUUUUUCAUUUAAUUAUUUGUCAUGUAAUAUCUUUUAAGUUCAGUGGCCUUUGAGUGGGAUAAAUACUUUUAAGAGGCCUCAGUCACACACAGAUGGCCUUUAAAAGCACAAUCCACCUUUAAUAACAAUCUUCUGAUCUUCUGAUGACAAGCAUAUCACAACUCUGAGGUCAGCAUUCUGUCUCAAAGGGAACCUCUACUUAACACUUACAAUCAGGAGAUGACAAAACCUCUCGGUUGUGAUCAAGUUGUAAUAAGGUCGUUUCCACAUACACUACUACGAAGCCAUGAUUAGCACAAGUGAUAGAGCCUGUUGCACUGACCUGCAGUGACAUAAUAGAUCUGCAGGUCUGCCACCUUAAAGCUUACCAGAGAAUUUGCACACUCACAAAGGAUACAGUUAUUUUAUUAGAUGUAAAUCAAGGGAACUGCUUAAUUGCAUUUGAGGAUAUGUAUUUAAACCAAAAGUCUUCAGAUGUAUAAAGUCUGCAAACAAAACUGUCUCU
Messenger RNA from Xyrauchen texanus (razorback sucker), 2728 nucleotides. RefSeq names its product adaptor related protein complex 3 subunit mu 1 (gene ap3m1). The record is from RefSeq and is a predicted model, not a curated record. The transcript is spliced from 9 exons. Gene Ontology annotation, biological process: endocytosis; intracellular protein transport. The coding region runs from base 96 to 1352 and encodes 418 amino acids. Gene Ontology annotation, cellular component: clathrin adaptor complex; cytoplasmic vesicle. NCBI's taxonomy places the organism in Eukaryota, Metazoa, Chordata, Actinopteri, Cypriniformes, Catostomidae.